Messenger RNA from Cannabis sativa, 1611 nucleotides. RefSeq names its product altered inheritance rate of mitochondria protein 25. Lineage: Eukaryota; Viridiplantae; Streptophyta; Magnoliopsida; Rosales; Cannabaceae. Gene Ontology annotation, cellular component: plasma membrane. The coding region runs from base 184 to 1314 and encodes 376 amino acids. The record is from RefSeq and is a predicted model, not a curated record. The transcript has 11 exons. Gene Ontology annotation, biological process: plasma membrane phospholipid scrambling. Gene Ontology annotation, molecular function: phospholipid scramblase activity.
UUUUCCAACUGUACUUUGAGAAAAGGAUCAAAGAGAGAGAGAGGGAGAGAAGCCUCCCUUGUCCGAAGGUGAUCGAGAAUCAUGGGAAGAGAGAGAAACAUCUGAAGAAGAAGAAGAAGAAGAAGCAGUCCAUAUCAUUACAAUACAUUUCUUGUGUUUGGUUACUGAGAAAUUGACAGAAAAAUGAACUUGACAAAGAGGAGUUGGAGUUGUCUUACAAAGAAGCUCAAUAAUUUUAGAUAUUACCAAAAUGUGGGGUUUCAACAAAGAUUGAUAAUCCCACCUAAAAAUCCCAUUUUGGGAAUUGGGUCUAUUUCAAAACAGACUUCUUUGAUCCCAUUUCGUCAGUUUGGGAAUAAUGCUGGAAAUGAUAUUGAUACCCAUAUAGACAGAGAUUUUCUUGUUCAGCUUUGGGUUGAAGAUAGGAAAUUUGAUAAGAAAACUAGGAAAGUGGUUUAUGGGCAUUGUGGUUCUUCAUCUUCAUCAUCAUCAGUGUAUGAAGAUCGGUUGUUGUCUUCAGAAGCUUAUGUGCCUGAAUUUAAGGAGGGAAAACAAGCUGUGUCAGUGCCUUUUCCUGGUGUGACAGAAUAUUUGAGACCUGAAACUCCAGAAGAGGUCCAGGUAGAACCUCUUCUUGCCAGAUCAAAUUUGCUGAUUACAAGGGAUAUAGAGUGGGCAAAUCUUGUCCUUGGUUUUGAGCAAGAAAAUCGGUAUGCCAUUGUCGAUGUGUGCUAUCCCCAAUCACCUGUCGGUUUGAUUCGCGAACAAAGUAAUGUCCUUGCUAGACAGUUUCUUCGGUUGAGGCGCCCUUUUGUUGCUCAUGUAACUGAUGCAGUGGGUAAUGAGCUUUUCAAGGUACGCAGGCCGUUUUGGUGGAUAAACAGCUCGAUUUAUGCAGAGGUCAACGGAAAGGAAGUUGGUGUGGUUCAUCGACGAUGGCAUCUAUGGAGGCGGAUUUAUGAUUUGUACCUCGGGAACCAGCAAUUUGCAGUGGUUGAAAACCCCGGCUUCUGGAAUUGGACUUUUACUUUAAAAGAUAUCGAUGGAAAUGUGCUGGCUGAGAUAGAUCGCGACUGGAGAGGUUUCGGCCUUGAGCUUUUUACCGAUGCUGGUCAAUACGUGAUUCGCUUUGGAAGUACCGAUCCAAGCUCCAAUCAUGGAGCUGCUGCUGAAGUGAUUCAAGAUUUAGAAGUGUUCCGUCCGCUGAGUUUAUCGGAGAGAGCAGUGGCAGUUGCUCUUGCUAUAUCAUUAGACAAUGAUUAUUUCUCAAGACAUGGUGGCUGGGGAUUGCCUUUGAUGGCGGUUGGCGAGUAAACACGGUUUUGCUGUACAGUUGUUGAGAAUGAGAAUCUAUUUGCUUAUUCUUCGAAUCGAUCGAAGGCCUUAAAAUGUUCAUAUGUUCCUCUUUCCCCAAAGGAUGUUUUCGCAAAGAUUUUUCGGUUUUUGAUACCAAAACCUUGAUAAUUAAGGAGUCUUGUUGUACUGUUAAACAAUAUAGAAAUGAAGCAAAUGAUUGUUAAAAAAAAGAUUAAAAGAGAAAGCUUUUGAGGGCCUCUUUCUCUUUAUAUAAUGUAUUUAAUUUAUACCAGCAAUGUUUAAGUUUUAUUUAAA